Molecule: messenger RNA, 582 nt
Organism: Cetraspora pellucida
Lineage: Eukaryota; Fungi; Glomeromycota; Glomeromycetes; Diversisporales; Gigasporaceae
Source: the annotation of a GenBank genome assembly
AUGGCAACAAGAAUAGCGAAACCUACUCGUAUUUAUUUCACAACCUUUCCUCGGAAUAUCAGAACCCCUCAGGAAGCUCAAAUUCUUUAUUCGUUCUUUAAAGAAAAAGGACCCUUGAUAGAAUUCAAAUUUGCGCGGGAUUUAGAAAGCAAAAGGUUGCUUCGUUUCGGAUGGGUUAGCUAUAAAGACGAAAAAAUUUCAGAACAGUUAUUAGCUGAUGAAAUUCACACCUUGCCAGAGCCUCUGGAUUUCGAUAUAAAAGUUCAAAAGUCAACCGAAACACCAGGACCAUAUCGAAUGUAUAUAGAAAGAUUUAGGGGAUUUUACACUCAAAACGAUUCAGAUGAUACAAAAGAACAUGACAAGCAUACACAGAAUGUUUCAGAAGUUUCAGAUGAUACAAAAGAACAUGACAAGCAUACACAGAAUGUUUCAGAAGUUUCAGAAGAUUCAAAAGAACAUGACAAGCAUACACAGAAUGUUUCAGAAGUUUCAGAAGAUUCAAAAGAACAUGACAAGCAUACACAGAAUGUUUCAGAAGUUUCAGAAGAUUCAAAAGAACAAGAUAAAGAAUCGUGCUAA